AUGUUUGGUAAAGGUGAUAAAAAAAAACGCAAUGAAAUACGACCUAAUGUCUCAAAAGUAGUUUUUGGUAUUCCUUUGGAGCAAGCCAUUGCAGUUGCGCGCAUAAAAGAAGGGUACGAACUCCCUGCUGUCGUUUUUAGGUGUAUAGAAUAUCUGGAUGCAAAUGACGCAGAUAAAGAAGAAGGCAUUUAUCGUCUUAGUGGUGCUGCCAUGACAUUAAAACAUUUAAAAGAUAGGUUCAAUGCUGAAGGCGAUGUCGACUUACUUAAUCAAGGAAAGUAUUACGAUGUGCAUGCUGUGGCUGGAUUAUUGAAGCUUUAUUUGAGAGAAUUACCUACGAAAAUUCUAACCCGAGAAUUACACAUGGAAUUUGUAAACGCUGUUCGUCUUCUUGAUAGACGAGAUCGUAUUAAUAAACUUGGUCGUUUAAUUUCAUCUCUUCCUUUAGUCAACUAUACAUUACUUCGGACACUGAUAGGUCACUUAAUUAGAAUUGUACAAAAUUCUGAGAUUAAUAAGAUGACCGUACAUAAUAUUGGGAUGGCAUUUUGUCCUACAUUGGGUAUCCCAGCCGGUGUUUUUAGUCUCUUCAUGGCAGAAUUCGAUUACAUCUUUACAAAUAGUAAUGGUGUUGCUGCACCAAAAACUAUAGAAGCAACACCAGAAAAUCACCAAAAAAUUUAUCAACCUUCAACGAAUGUUUUUUCAACCAAACCUACUUCAGAUAAGCAACAAUUGAAAGAUGCCAAUCCGAAUGAAUCUACCGCUUUACGACGCCGUGAAAUUACAAGCAGAAGUAAUCGAAAUGGUGUUUAUUAUAUGAAUAGUGCUUCUGAUGUUGUAGUCGUGUUAGAACGGGAGUUGACAGUAACUAAAUCAAGCCCUCGCCGAAAUGAGCAGAAUGACGAUUCAUUAGGGGAAGAUGUUAAUUAUUUCGCUCUUCAGGUUGAGGAUAUUGAUUAUGAUGCGGAGAGCGUAUCAUCAGCUUCAAUUGAAGAAUUUAUUGCAUCCUCGCCACCGGAUUCUUCAAACUUUUCACUACCAUCAUUACAAUUGCCACAAACAAAUUAUUAUUUUUUCUAG
Molecule: messenger RNA, 1083 nt
Organism: Cetraspora pellucida
Lineage: Eukaryota; Fungi; Glomeromycota; Glomeromycetes; Diversisporales; Gigasporaceae
Source: the annotation of a GenBank genome assembly